Pocillopora verrucosa is the source of this 2382-nucleotide messenger RNA. RefSeq names its product kelch domain-containing protein 3-like. The record is from RefSeq and is a predicted model, not a curated record. Gene Ontology annotation, molecular function: protein binding. NCBI's taxonomy places the organism in Eukaryota, Metazoa, Cnidaria, Anthozoa, Scleractinia, Pocilloporidae.
CGGGAACCAAACAAAUGGUAGAUAUGGUAAAUCUGACUUUGAAUUGAUUUUACAUUUUUAUCUCCAAAAUGACUUCGUCCUCCUGCUGUUGGGUAAAGAAAACAAUAAAUGGACCUGUCCCAGCUCCAAGGCAGGGUCAUGCAGCAGCGGUUGUUGACAAGAAGGCGUACAUCUUUGGUGGUAGCAGUGGGAGUUGGUUUGGUGGUGAACACAGUGAAUCCACUAGUGACCCUGUUUACUUGAAUGACCUGUUUGUUCUUAAAAUUGGAAUACAGGUCACCUGGGAAAGAUUGCAACAACUGGGAGAUAUUCCUUGUGUAAGGGAUGGACACACUUUGAGUGCUGUUGGUACUGUUCUCUAUCUUUUUGGUGGAUCAAAUUAUCCAGAAUCUGAUGAAUGUUUAGAUGGGUUGUAUGCCUAUGAUAUUGGGACAUUAUCUUGGGAGUUGUGUCCAACUCAAGGACGUCAACCCAAAGCCUUAGGACACACAACCGCAGUAGUAGGAGACACAUUGUAUAUAUUUGGAGGAAUAUAUCAUGGGACUGCCACAAAUACUCUCUACAUGCUGAACACAGGGAAUUUAACAUGGACUCCUCUAAAAGCAUCUGGAAACCCUCCCUCAUCCAGAUGUGAUCAUGCUUGCACUGUGGCUGGUGAGAAGUUUUACAUUAUGGGAGGGACUGGGGGAAAGAAGCUGUGGUACAAUGAUUUACAUGUCUUUGAUACAGUGACACUGAGAUGGGAGGCUGUUAAUGUACAGGGUCAUAAACCACACACAAGGAGUCUUCACACCUUGUGCGCACAUCAUAGCAAGGACAUUUAUUUAUUUGGGGGUUCAAACGAUGUGGCAAAAGUUACAACACCGUUUGAUGACAUAUACAAGCUUAGUUUGACUAAACUGAAAUGGAAGAAACUUCAAUGCUCCGGUGAAGGACCUGACAGAAGACACGGGCAUACUGCUGUGAUGAUUUACGGACAGCUCAUAAUUUUCGGCGGAAUGGAUGACCAGAAGGAUUUUGAUGAUGUUUGCAUAUUGCAGACACGUGCUGCCUUGAAGCACCUCCCCCAAGAAAUGACAGAAACAGACGUACUGUCGUCAUCUCUGUCCAGUGGCGGUAGUGAUAUGUUAGGCCCCCUGACAUCUUACGAUUUGUCGAUACAAGUUCCUGCACCGUACAGACCUGUUAUUCCUGCUGUUACCGAGCCUGCUAAACCCCCUGAGUUUGAUGAUGUGAAAGCGUCGUUCACCAAACGAGUUGAAGAGAUUUUUGAAGAUCUUUCAAACAAGUAUGCGGAGGUUCAAACACAGAGGGAAGCGUUGAAGAACGCGGUGGAAGCUUUCCAAGAAGAAAGGACAUCACAUAUUGAGUUGUAUGAGAAACAACAGAAGGAGCUGGAGGACAUGAUAAACAAACACAGAGUAGAAAAUGAGGAAUGGAUAAACGCACGGAAACAAGAACUUGAGGAGGAAAGACAUAGAUUAGAAUUGGAAAAGAGUCAAUUGGUUGAAGAAAGGGAAAGACUUCGAAAGGAAAAGCUAGAAUUUGGCGAAAAAAUUGAAGCUAUCGAAAAGCUCGGUGGUGGAGCCAACCAUCUAUUGAAUGGAGUUAGCUAAACACAGAAUCAUUCAAUAAUACAUUGGAGCACUAUUCGACUGACUGUCGUAAAACCGAAACCAUAAUAAUCACAACGACCAAUCAGAAGAAAGGAAAAUACCUUAAAGAGCCAAUGAGAACUCAGAGUACAACCGACAAAACUUUCUAACGCGCGGGAAAACGCGGGCGACGAAGUCGUGACUGGUAUCAGUUUUGCUUUUGAUUGGUUGAGAGAAUGGCGCAAAUUUGCGGGACCAAUCAAAACGAAUAAAAAAAACGACAACAACAAACAAUCACGGAUCACUUUCCGACCCUUGAUUGGAAUUUGCAUCUAGACUAUCAACGAAAUUAACUAAGUAGAGAAUUCCACCAAGUGAAUCGAAACACCUCACAGAAAAGCACUUCAAUGACGCUUUACAUGUAAUAAAGCACAAAUAUUUGUUUAUAAUGAGUAGUGUCCGUAUUUCUUCAGCGGAGUAUAUUCUUUGCCCUACCCAAACAUAAUUCACCGGGGCGUUAUUGCCAGUGAGAUUUAUAAACGGGACUACAGUUUAUCCCCACCAUUCCGGUCCUCAUUAAAACAGUGAUACCCCUCCUUGAUUCAUUUUGCCCUCUUAGUUACUUCCACCCCACCCCAGGGUGUUGUUAAGGAAGCCCCCCUGUCUCAGUGACUGAAUCUUUUCUAGCGCAAGAUACUCCACUGAUCAGUCGCCAUCGCCGAACGAAUUCGAGCUCGCUGAUACAAAUUGCUAGACAUCAAUUAAUGCAAGGUACGCACCCCUUCCC